ACCCUGCCAGCGGAGGAGUGGAUGGCCUCUGUAAUAAAAAUACAUGAAGAGAAUUGAGGAAAAGGAGAAGAUUGGCCGAGGGGGUGAAAAACAGCAACCACACCGCGUUUAAGCCUUUGUUUUCAUCCCGCUACUGAAGCCGUGGACGUGAACACCUUUUAACACAGACUGGGAUAUAUUUUGGUUGCGGCAUCGAGAGCUCCUGGCAGAAAUGCAAUGUUAUGCGUGGCUUUCUUGGGUCUUUUGAGCAGGCAGCGAGAGAUAACUGUACUGUAUCCCAGUCUAGAGGAUUGGAGUGAAAGUCCGCCAUAUUCUGCCUUACCACGCCCGGGAGUCGAGCCAUUGGAAAAUAAACCGACAGCUGUAUUCAUGGGUUUUUCCGGUUGCCCUCAUCCACGGACGACAACUUGAACGCAGGUGAUUUUGUUGGGCGAAAAAUAACAACAUUGAAGACUUCGAAGAGAGAAGGCACGGAUGGCAACGCUUAACGAGAUCACGCAGAGCAAUACGGAGGAUGUGUCUUAAAAGGAUCUGUUGAUCAUAUUGAGAAGGAAAAGCAGAUUACACCAAUUAAGAUUGGACAGAUAUUCCACUCAAACCGCUUUGGACACUAUUUUGAAGCUGUCGGAAGGCGAGCAGAAACAGGGGGGAGGGGGGGUCAAUAAUUUCUCAAGUAUCCAGUUUUCCUUUCCACCACAAUCUGUGCGCUGUUCAGGCUCAUUAUAAGGGCGUCCACGCGUUGUUUCACCACAAGUAGGCCUGCAUGAGGACAUUAUUUGGCAUUCACAGGCCUCCGUUUGUUUGUUUGUUUGUUUGUUUUUACUCUGAAGAAUCUGAAAUCUGAAUGAACCACUAAGAGGGAAAAGCGGAAAAGUGCGUGUUUUGGAGAGGGGGGGGAAGCAGAGAGAAUGACCCUGGAAUCCAUAAUGGCGUGUUGCCUCAGCGAGGAGGCGAAAGAAGCCAGGCGGAUCAACGACGAGAUAGAAAGGCAGCUCCGCCGGGACAAGAGGGACGCACGCCGGGAACUGAAACUGUUGCUUCUCGGCACCGGGGAAAGUGGAAAGAGCACAUUCAUCAAACAGAUGAGGAUUAUCCACGGCACCGGCUACUCCGACGAGGACAAAAGAGGUUUCACCAAACUGGUCUAUCAGAACAUCUUCACAGCCAUGCAGGCCAUGAUCCGAGCCAUGGAGACGCUCAAGAUCCCCUACAAAUAUGAGCACAACAAGGGCAACGCCAACAUUGUGAGAGAAGUGGACGUAGAAAAGGUCUCCAUGUUCGAGAAUCCUUAUGUAGAUGCAAUCAAGAGCUUAUGGAAUGACCCAGGCAUCCAGGAGUGCUAUGAUCGAAGGAGAGAAUACCAACUCUCAGACUCUACCAAAUAUUACCUGAACGCGUUGGACCGGAUCGCCGAGCCAGCCUACCUUCCCACUCAGCAGGAUGUGUUGAGGGUUCGAGUCCCCACCACGGGCAUCAUUGAAUACCCGUUUGACCUGCAGAGUGUCAUAUUCAGGAUGGUGGAUGUUGGAGGUCAGAGGUCGGAGAGGAGGAAGUGGAUCCACUGCUUUGAGAACGUUACGUCCAUUAUGUUCCUGGUCGCUCUCAGCGAGUAUGACCAAGUUCUGGUGGAAUCGGACAACGAGAACCGGAUGGAGGAGAGCAAAGCUCUCUUUAGGACAAUAAUCACAUACCCCUGGUUCCAAAACUCCUCAGUCAUUCUCUUCCUCAACAAGAAGGACCUGUUGGAGGAGAAGAUCAUGUACUCUCAUCUGGUCGACUACUUUCCAGAGUAUGAUGGUCCCCAGAGGGAUGCCCAAGCAGGGCGAGAGUUUAUCCUCAAGAUGUUUGUGGACCUGAAUCCAGACAGCGAUAAGAUCAUCUACUCUCACUUCACCUGUGCCACCGACACAGAGAACAUCCGGUUCGUCUUUGCCGCCGUCAAAGACACCAUCCUGCAGCUCAACCUAAAGGAGUACAACCUGGUGUAGAGCGGAGCAGGGCUGCCAACAGGAGGCCCUCAACACACACUGACUGAUGCAAUCCGUGAAAAGAUAGAUCAUAUACACACACAUUAAAAGAAAAUCAGAAAAAAAAAAUCUAAUGGUUGCAUAAUACUAAUUUAUUUGCCAUUUGUUGACCUCUUGGUCCCCAAGGGGUCAACAAAGUAAAUGUUUUAUUGCUAUUUAAGGAGUUGAUGAAAUAUUGGGGGGGGGGGACAAGAUAUCUGGAAGGGUUGGGGAGGCAUUUGCUGUUGAACAUGUACAGCAACGGUCCUCAUUUCUACGCUUGACAAAAAGAAAGAAACUACUUUGGGGGCUUGUUUUGUCUGUCAGUCUGAUACAUCAGAGCUGUAGCAAAUGCAGUGUGCUCCCUCCCUCCCUGCCUUUUUAUAAACAAGAAGGAAUUCAAUUUCUUUUUUUUUUACCCUCCCUCAUUACCUACCAGUUCAUUCUGAAGAUUCAUCCAUUUACCUGUUUGCCCAACCAGAAAUGAUGUAACAGAUCUCUAAUUGACUGCUUCCUGUUUUUCUUUUAAGGACUAAUUGGCAAGUCUCUUGAUGAAAAGGCAUAAACUGUGAUUUUUUUUUAAAUGAUUUCAUAUCAAUUUGGUAUUGAUUGACUUAAAUGAUUAUUAUUAUCAUUAUUAUUAUUACACUGACUUUGGUAUCAUCCGAUGACUAGAGCAUGUGUGACCGUGGAAGUACAUUCUCCACAUUUUGGGGAAAGUAGCCUGAGUCCUGUGUUUAGUGACAGUCAUGUGACAAUUCUCCAGCGUUGCCAUAACCAUGAAGUUAAGAAGUGUGAGAGAAAUUUGGCUUUUAAAAACGCUGUGAGUGGCCAGUUGAGAAGGCACACAGGGACCUCUUCUCUGUCAUGUCAUGAAGACCAUGACGGUGCUGGCUGCUUUACACAGACUGAAGGAAGUAAUAAUUUAUGAGACAAUGUUGUUAAAUGAUUUAUGUUCAACUGUGCCACCUUAAUGCUUUUUUAUUAUUGUAAUAUGUAUAUUUAUUGUCAAUGCCAAAACAACUCACGCACCAGACUCCACUUUGCGUUGUGUACUACUUUAAUGAAAGGAAUAAGCGUUGAGGACAGGAAAAGAGCAGGGUGAAUGAGCACAGAAGGAGCGGACUGACUGACCGACAGUUUUUGAAGUAUUCAACAAAAUCAGAGAAACUGUCCAAUCACAACCUCGGGUGUGGCUACAAACCCCUCCCCCUGGCUUACAGACUAUCCAGUCACACUUUAGCUGUGUCUAUUGAUGAUGGCUGUCUUGACUGUUGUAGUUUAAUAGCAGUGGAGAAUACAUUUGGCUAUAUUCCUAUGUAAACGGGCUGAGUGUUCAUAUUCACUUGUUACCAAAGUAAGCCCUUCUAGUUUUUGAUUGGCUCCUCAGAUUUGCAGUUGCUCAUUCCCAAGUUACUUUUAAGAAUUUUUGGAAACAAUUCCCUUGAACAUAAGCCUGUAAUUUACAUUUAUUGUGGCAUAGUGCAAUUAUGAAUGCUAUAAUCAUUGUACAUACAUCUCUCUCUCUAUAUAUAUAUGGCAGCAUCUCUGUUGGCUUUGUAAUCAUUACGUUUUUGGCAGAUUGAAUGUGCGGUAUUGAAAAUAUGUAUCUAUGUAAUUGUAUUGUAUGUAGGCUAAUAACAUUUUGGGGGAAAAAAACAUGUUAUUUACACAUUUGGUUUUGUUUCCUUUUUUUAAAGAGAAGAAUGUACACUUUGUGUUUUGUUUUAUUUCUCAGCACAGAAACAUUGUUCAGCUUCAGAACAGCAUAAAGAGGAAUAUUAUUAUCCAACAACCGAUCAAUUCGCAUGCCAGUACAUAUUGUAGCUGGUUUGUUAAAUUGACUUUUAUAUGAAAAACUGCAGACUAACUCCAAUCUACAGGGCUACUUCUAAUAGUUUAGUUCUUUACUGGCUUCAAGAACUUGACAUUUGCACUUUUCAUAUAGGUAUAGUCACAUCACUCAUUGAUUCUUAUUUUUUAUGUUUGAUUUCAUUACUCACUCAAUAAGUAUUCAUGAACUUUGAUAUUUAGUCUACUGCACACCUUGUGAUCCUGAGCACUCCCCACCCCACCGCCAACCACCUUUUGUAGGCAAGAUGUUAUUUUUAACACGUAUUAGUAGAACAAGGUAGAUGUCAGGCAGGUAAAGUGUUGCUUGGGCUCAGAUUUUGUAUAAAAAUCAUGUUAGGGACUGUGCUAGUAGAUUGGAAUGCCGCCCCCCCCCCUCCCCCCUUUACACCCCCGUCAAAUGACCCUCCACCCAGAUACAAACUCUGUUUUAUAGUGUGUCAGAGUCCGUGGCUUACCAGUGAACACAAACGUGCAAAAAUGACAACCAUUUGGCUUUAUUAGGAUGGUACAUUUACAGGUGCUUUCUUUCUUUCUUUCUUUUUUUUAUUUCUUUUAUCUCGAUUGCCUCCAUUUCAUUAGAAUGUACAGUAUUAUUUUGGACUUUAUUUAUGAAAUGACUACAUAGGAGAUAUUACACAACAAGUUCACAUGUACAUACUGCCUUAUUGAAUAAGCUGUGCCUCUGAAAUCCAUGCAAGGCACCUGUGUUUUUAUGAGAAGUGAAGUUAGUGCAUCCAAUAAUUUCCCCUUGUGCAGAUGGAGGAUUGUUCGGUUUUGGCUCUUUGUUAUUCUGAGCUAUAAGAAGACCUGGGAAUAGCUUUGAGUUGUAGCUUAUAUGACAUUGUUACCAGAAAUUAUCAGCACGUCAUGAGUGAACUGUAAUCGGAACACACUUUCUAUUGAUUUCAUAAUGUUGCCACAUCAAAUUCAUGUCUUAAAAUCCACGCCACAGUGCAUUAUAAUGCACUGGACUGCCUGAUGUGACUAUGAUUAACAGUGCUCCUACACAUCUGUAUAUGUAGAAUGUGCCUGUAUGGUCUGGUCUCCAAAUCACCAGCAGCCACCUGCGGACUGUUUUCUCGCCAUUUGGCGGUGGUUUCGGCAUCUACCAGCCACUUUGGCAAGUAACCAGCCCUCACUUGGAGGUCCUGUUGUUUUCAGAUAUUUCAGCUGGCUGCUGAAAUUGCAUACAAGGACGGUUGAUUUUGGCAGGCAACAACCACCUCAGCAAGUUCAUUUCCCGUCCAAUUCACAUUGUACUUGAAGUAAAUCGAGAUCUUACAAUAACCACUUGUCAACAGCAGUAGAAAAAAGCGUGGGGGGGGGCAGCUCGUCACACAUUUUACUGAAUGUUAAAAUGGUGUUAAUGUAAAAACUGCUUGUUGCCAGAGGAGAUGUUUUGAGGCUGAACUUUAGUUUCAACUUAUCAGAGUUGCUGAUCACUUGUAGAGCUGCAGCAAACGGUAACUUGUCUCUGCUGUUGUAAAGUGGCUAUUUGCAUUGUCCUUGUUACUUAAAGGGAAAAUCCUUGUUUAAGCAAUUUGCUGAGCAGAGACCACACAUCCAUGUUUGUGAGCCUCAAAGUCAUUCAGAAAGCUCAAGUGAUAAAGAAAUGACAAAAGCUGGAGUGUUUCAACUAACAGAUCUAAGAUUAGUGGGUUUUUUUACACAAUGAUGACAGUAUAUUAUAAUCUAUAUUGUGUAUGUUAUACUGGCAAAAAUGCUAAUUAUGAGAGGAUUUCAUCAGAAAAAUAUGAGCCACAAAAGACUGUUUCCAAGAUUUGUGAGUGAUUUGUUCAUGUUGGCAUGAUUACUCUGAGGGAGCACAUGUGAGUUACCUUCCGGCUGGAUUUUCCCUUUAAGACACCACAGACUCCAGCUGGUGUUGACUUGCUGACACGCAUUGUUGAAAACCUCUGCUGCUGGUUAAAUUUCAUGCAGUAUGAUCAAGAGCAGCACAGUGUUACUUACAGUAUAUUGUGGGCUACGUUAUGUGGAACCGCAGGGUCGCGUGUGGGGAAAAAUAACUUUCUAUAAAUGGCUCUCUGCUCAAGUCUUAGCCUACUUUUUUUGGGUUUCUUUGUCUCCAAAUAAAGAAGAUAUGAAGUUUAAUGACUCAUUUUGAAAUAGUGCUAUUAUGAUGAUCUCCAAAUAUGUACCGUGUUUCCUUGUAUCCUCCUUCAACAUGUUUCUUUUCAAAAGUAUGUCGACUCUGAUUUUUCUUUUCUGUAAUGUUAGUGAUAUAGCUGCCAUUUGUACAAUGUGGUUAAUUCAAUGUCUUUAAAUGUAUAUCAUUACUCCCCAUCAUAGUUCAGGUCUGUGACUGAUAUAUCACAGCCUGAGCUUAAUGCUUUGCCAGACGUCCUUGCCAGUUGUGUUUGAACUCCAUUUGUAUUACACUUCUUACCUCUGUCAAGCUCUGAAUGAAGUCAAAGUGAACACAGAUGUGAGUCUUUUUACCCUAUAAAGUUCAGAAUGUUCCCCAAGCAUACUGCCGAGCAACAUGUUGGGUGAAGUUACCCCUUAGAAGUUAUUUUAGCUCUUUUUCCCCCCUGUUAUCUGAGGUAAUCAAUAUUUUUACAUGCACAUAAAAAAAUCUCAAAAAGAAAAAACUGAGACAACAAUGCUUUUAGAGAAAGAUGAAAACGUGGCUGACAGGGAGCUGGCUUUGUUUACUUCCUGGUUUAAAACUACUAACACCACCAUAAAUUAAGUUUAUUUAGAUGCAAGAAACCUUUUGGCUGUAAAUCAAGGCAACAGCUCCAAGAAAAUCCUUCCCAUUUCAUAAAAAGCCAUUGAUGUUCACAUUCUAAAUCAUGUCUUCAUGAUCACAGGGAAGAUGAAACAAAUUCGCCAUUAAAAAUGGCUCAACUUGACUGAGUAGAGAAAUGAAAUGUUCCAGCUGAUGCACAUUUAGUCUUUCUGUUUUUGUAAAUGUUUCUGUUCCAAAGCAAUCCUGAUGAUAAUACGGAGUAGACUGGACUCAAAAAUGUAUUUGUUGAGAACAUUGUUCAAAAAGAGGACAAAAGUGUGGAUAAACAGACUGAAGCCUGAA
Molecule: messenger RNA, 6915 nt
Organism: Micropterus dolomieu (smallmouth bass)
Lineage: Eukaryota; Metazoa; Chordata; Actinopteri; Centrarchiformes; Centrarchidae
Product: guanine nucleotide-binding protein G(q) subunit alpha
Exons: 7
Coding region: 909-1988 (359 amino acids)
Biological process (GO): action potential; adenylate cyclase-modulating G protein-coupled receptor signaling pathway; phospholipase C-activating dopamine receptor signaling pathway
Cellular component (GO): heterotrimeric G-protein complex
Molecular function (GO): G protein-coupled receptor binding; guanyl nucleotide binding; GTPase activity
Source: RefSeq, a predicted model, not a curated record